AUGGCUCCCAAGAAAGGCGAUAGAGAUUCAAUCGGGAUAGUGGGUGCAGGCUUGGUAGGAUGUUUAGCUGCAUUGGCCUUCUCCCGGAAGGGCUACGACGUUAGUCUUUUCGAUUUACGACCUGACCCAAAAAGCAUAGACCGAUCAAAGAGGAAUUUACGAUCCAUCAAUCUAGCAGUUAGCAAUCGAGGCAUCCGAGCAGUUGAAUAUGUUGACGAGUCAUUGUCGAGUAAAAUACUUGACCAUGUCAUUCCGAUGAAGGGAAGAAUGAUACACGAUAUAACUGGAUUAAAGCAGGAGUCGCAAUUAUAUGGGUUGAGCGGUGAGUGUAUCAAUUCAAUUGAUAGAUCUUAUCUUAAUGACUUGUUGUUGGAAGAAUUGGGCCAGAGUGGCGUAAAGGUAUACUUUGAGCACAAGUUGGUUAAAUUGAGCAACGUGGAUACAUCUCCGACUAUGGAGUUUUCGAGCAAGAAUGGCAUAGUAAAGUUUGGCUCUUUUGAUUACAUCAUAGGUGCUGAUGGAGCCCACUCUCACUUCAGGCACCAAAUGCAAAAGGGUAUGCGAAUGGACUUGUCCCAAAAAUACAUCGACAUGCAAUAUAUGGAGUUGUAUAUACCGCCCGACCCAGAAAGAAAAUUUGCAAUCGAUGCCAACCACUUGCAUAUUUGGCCGCGGCAUGAUUUUAUGUUGAUUGCAUUAGCAAACGAGGACGGGUCAUUUACAUCGACGUUCUUCAGUCCCUGGUCUGUUAUUGAAUCAAUAAACUCGAGCGACGAGUUUGUUCAGUUUUUCAAAAAGAAUUUUCCUGAUGCGUAUGAGCUCAUUGGACAGGAGGCAUUAAUCAGUGCCUACGAUAACAAUCCGAGGGGAUCACUUAUGCAAAUCAGUGCAUAUCCCUACAACAGUCCACUUGGGAAGGCUAUCAUUAUUGGAGAUGCUGCGCAUUCUAUGGUGCCAUUCUACGGACAAGGGAUGAACUGUGGGUUUGAAGAUGUAAGGAUAUUGAUGGAGUUGAUUGAAGCAAAUAAUGGAAACAUUGAAAAGGCCUUUUUGGCGUACUCGCCGCAAAGGAAGGAUGAUUUGGAUGCAAUUUGCAAAUUGGCAUUGGACAAUUACUACGAAAUGUCAUCAAAGGUUACUAAUAUCUGGUAUCUAACCAAGAAAAAGUUGGAUUACACUUUGGGAACGUGGUUCAAGAACAAAUGGUUACCUUUGUACACAAUGAUCUCAUUCAGAGAUGAUAUCCCAUAUUCAAAGGCAGUUGCAAUUGAAGCAAGGCAAUCGAGAAUAUUAAAUAACUUACAAAUGAGCUUAGUAAGCUCCUUGUUGGUCUACGGUGCAGUUCAAGGAGCCAAGCUUUAUGAAAGAUGGAAGUAUCAUUAG
Lodderomyces margitis is the source of this 1383-nucleotide messenger RNA. RefSeq names its product kynurenine 3-monooxygenase (gene BNA4). Gene Ontology annotation, cellular component: mitochondrial outer membrane. The record is from RefSeq and is a predicted model, not a curated record. Gene Ontology annotation, molecular function: kynurenine 3-monooxygenase activity; NAD(P)H oxidase H2O2-forming activity; FAD binding. Bases 1 to 1383 code for a protein of 460 amino acids. Gene Ontology annotation, biological process: NAD+ metabolic process; quinolinate biosynthetic process; L-tryptophan catabolic process. NCBI's taxonomy places the organism in Eukaryota, Fungi, Ascomycota, Pichiomycetes, Serinales, Debaryomycetaceae. The transcript has a single exon.